UAGAUGGAACCAAGGAACAACGUUACUUACUUCAUCCUGCUGGGCCUCACUCAGAACCCGAGAGAACAGAAAGUACUUUCUGUCAUCUUUUUGCUCUUCUACAUUUUGACAGUUCUGGGAAAUCUUCUCAUUGUUGUGACUGUAAAUCUCAGUAAGACCCUCGAUUCACCCAUGUACUUCUUCCUUGCUAGCUUAUCUUUUGUCGAUAUUAUUUACUCAUCAUCUAUUUCACCUAAGUUGAUUUCAGACAUGUUCUUUGGGGAGAAAACCAUCUCCUUCAAGUUCUGUAUGAUUCAGCUCUUCACAGAACACCUUUUUGGUGGAUCAGAGGUAACUCUUCUCUUGGUGAUGGCUUUGGAUCGCUAUGUGGCCAUUUGUAAGCCUUUACAUUAUUUGGUUAUCAUGAAGAAAUGGGUGUGUGUUGUGUUGCUGGUAGUGUCUUGGUUUGGGGGAUUUUUGCACUCAAUAAUUCAACUUAUCACGAUUUAUGGGCUCCCGUUCUGUGGCCCCAACAUCAUUGAUCAUUUUAUGUGUGACAUGUAUCCUUUAUUGGAACUUGUCUGCAUUGAUACCUAUGUCACUGGUAUCUUAGUGGUGGCCAAUGGAGGACUGAUGUGUGUGAUUAUUUUCACACUCCUGCUCAUCUCCUAUGGUGUCAUCUUGCAUUCUCUAAAGAACCUUAGUAAGGAAGGGAGGCGGAAAGCUCUCCUCACCUGUGGCUCUCACAUCACUGUGGUUUUCUGCUUCUUCAUUCCCUGCAUUUUCAUAUAUGCAAGACCUGCUAAGACUUAUCCUAUUGAUAAAUCAUUUAGUGUAUUUUAUACUGUCUUAACCCCUAUGCUCAACCCAUUAAUCUACACUCUGAGAAACAAAGAGAUGACAAAUGCAAUGAAGAAGCUCUGGAGAAGGAAAGUUACAUCAAGUGUUACAUGA
Messenger RNA from Dipodomys spectabilis (banner-tailed kangaroo rat), 933 nucleotides. RefSeq names its product olfactory receptor 4A47-like. The record is from RefSeq and is a predicted model, not a curated record. Gene Ontology annotation, molecular function: olfactory receptor activity; G protein-coupled receptor activity. NCBI's taxonomy places the organism in Eukaryota, Metazoa, Chordata, Mammalia, Rodentia, Heteromyidae. Bases 4 to 933 code for a protein of 309 amino acids. The transcript has a single exon. Gene Ontology annotation, cellular component: membrane. Gene Ontology annotation, biological process: G protein-coupled receptor signaling pathway.